UGGUCUUUAGGGUGGUUUUGGUUGCCACGUCGCUUUGUUGGCGUGUGGUUAUAAACAGAUAGCUAGAAAGGGGUAGUUUGCUUAUUUGAAAUUCAUUUGCAAAGUAACUUUAAGUUAAGUGCAUGUGGAAAUGUUGCUCAGUACUUUGAAUUUAUUUUGUUAUGUACUGUUGAGUGUUGUGAAUGGAGCAAAACUCCCGGAGCCAGAAGUGAAAAUCGAGGUGAUCCACAAACCUUUCAUCUGCCACAGGAAGUCCAAGUACGGGGAUAUGCUGCUUGUACAUUUCGAUGGGUACCUCGAAAGCAACGGAACAUUGUUCCAUUCCAGCCGUAAAGAAGGUAAUGGCCAGCCUGUUUGGUUCACUCUUGGAAUAAGAGAAGUUAUUAAAGGCUGGGACAAAGGCAUGCAGAACAUGUGUGCAGGAGAAAAGAGAAAGCUAACGGUUCCUUCAUCUCUUGCUUAUGGCAAGGAGGGGAAAGGGAAGAUUCCACCUGACAGCACUCUAAUAUUUGAAAUGGAGAUUUUGGAGAUCAGAAAUGGACCAAGAUCCCAUGAAUCAUUCCAGGAAAUGGACCUUAACGAUGACUGGAAGCUGUCCAGACAGGAGGUAAAAGAGUAUUUGAGGAAGGAAUUUGAAAAACAUGGAUAUGCUCCCAAUGAUACCCAUCAUGAGAACAUGGUUGAAGACAUAUUCAAGAAGGAAGAUGAAGACAAUGAUGGAUUUAUAUCUUCCAGGGAAUUUACCUACGAGCACGAUGAGCUGUGAUGUGAAAAAUGAUUGACUUGUUAUAAAAAAAUAAAAAAGGACUAAAGAGCAAGGUUUCACUUUGAAAAUACACAACUUGCUUUUAUUUUGGGCUGAUUUUAAGAAUCCCUUGUUUUUAUGCCUUUUACUAUUUUUCAAUGAUUGUUUUAAAUUUUGUUCUCAAAUGACCCAUUCUAAAGAAACAUGUUUACACAGUGUAGUUUGGUGUUAUAUAUGUAACUUUUGAAAUAAACAAUUUUGAUGUAGAAGUAUUUUGAGUUCAUGUUAAAAAUAUGAUUAUUUUUCUAAAACAAAGACUACAAGCAAUGCUAUAUAAAUGAAGAAAAGU
This is a messenger RNA of Polyodon spathula (Mississippi paddlefish), 1094 nucleotides long. It is a transcript of the gene fkbp14, whose product is annotated as FKBP prolyl isomerase 14. The coding region runs from base 131 to 766 and encodes 211 amino acids. NCBI's taxonomy places the organism in Eukaryota, Metazoa, Chordata, Actinopteri, Acipenseriformes, Polyodontidae. The record is from RefSeq and is a predicted model, not a curated record. The transcript is spliced from 4 exons. Gene Ontology annotation, molecular function: calcium ion binding; peptidyl-prolyl cis-trans isomerase activity.